AUGGGGAAGAGAAAUGGGUUUGUUGUGGCUUCAGAGAAGGGAACAGCAGAAGAAACAACAGAGUGCUGUGAUAUUGGGUUGGGUUUGAUGAUGCAAAAAACCCACCAAUCAUUUCCUCGUAAGAAGAUGAUGAUGAUGAUGCCUCAUCAUCAUGAUCAUCAUGAGCAGCCUCUGCUUAGCAGUGGAGGUAGUUUUGGUGGAGAAGGUUGUGGGGUUUUUGAGCAUAGUGCUAGUGGACCUUUGUUUUGUAACACAAGCAACCCAGUCACUAGUUGUAUCAGUGAUAUAUACAAUGUUGUCGGUUCUGAUUUUGGUUCUGUGGUGCCAAAGUCUCUGCAGCAGCCUUACUCUGAUCACAGCUUGUCUUUCAGUCCCUCAGUAGGUGGAAUGGUGAAUGUGAAUAUGAGGCUUCCUUUUACCCCAGCUCAAAGGGAAGAGCUUGAGAGACAGACUAUGAUUUACAGGUACAUGAUGUCCUCUGCUCCUGUCCCUCCACACUUGCUUGUUCCCAUUGCCAAGAACCCAUCAAAUGUGGCUCACUUGUACCCAAAUUUGGUAAGAGGUUCAUUGGAGUUGGGGUUUUCUAGCAACUCAGAUCCUGAGCCAUGGAGGUGUAAAAGAACAGAUGGUAAAAAAUGGAGGUGCUCUAGAGAUGUAGCUCCUGAUCAGAAAUAUUGUGAGAGGCAUGCUCACAAAAGCCGGCCCCGUUCAAGAAAGCCUGUGGAAUCAAACCCCAACUUAAUCAACAACAACACCACCACCACCACUAGAAUGAGAAGCCCGAGGUCUAAUUUUGUCAAAAACAAUAACAGCAACCAGCCAACUCCAUUUUCUACCGACAUGGUCUCUCCUACUGUUCCAUCACAUGCCCAGCCCAGGUCUAUGGGUUGGUUCAUGAAGGGGGAAACACCCACUGCUCCCACUGCUGGUGGUUCAAACCAAGAAUGGGAGCAAAUGAUGCAAUUUAAGUUAGGCUUAAAGAGCUGCUACACCAAGUGCAAUACAGAUGUGGAUGUAUCAAAGCAACAAAAUGAGAGCUCAUUCAAUUUGUAUAGAGAGUAUACAGGUGAGAGCCAAGGCCUGCAAACUCAGAGGCCCUCCCAUGACCAAUAUGGCUUGUUGCUGAGCCCCAAGUUGGCUCAUUUGGAAGGAGCCUUAAAUUCCAAUCAGACACAGCAAACAAGGCAUUUCAUUGAUGCAUGGUCCACAACAACAGAGAGAGAUAGUAGUAUUGGUGAAAUUGGCAACAGAGGCUAUGUUUCUUCAAACCAGAAGCUACCCUUUUCAUCUCUUACUCUAUCAAUGUCUAGAGGGAAUGAAACCAAAGAAGAAACUGACAAUACUCAAAUGGGUCUUGGAAUUUUGGGUUCUGAAAGGGAAAAUGUUGGAGAUUUGAAGUCUCAAUGGAUGAACCCUCUUUCAUGUAUGAGCUCACCACCUGGUGGACCAUUGGCUGAAGCUUUGUGCCUUGGCAUUGCCAGUUCCACAAGAGCAACAUCCUCUAAUGGCUGCAUUAGUGGCUCCACCUCCAGUGGAGAUGGUGUUUAUACCUAG
Messenger RNA from Prunus armeniaca (apricot), 1554 nucleotides. Lineage: Eukaryota; Viridiplantae; Streptophyta; Magnoliopsida; Rosales; Rosaceae. The record is from the annotation of a GenBank genome assembly.